Adineta ricciae is the source of this 414-nucleotide messenger RNA. The record is from the annotation of a GenBank genome assembly. Lineage: Eukaryota; Metazoa; Rotifera; Eurotatoria; Adinetida; Adinetidae.
AUGUCUCUUAUUUCUGAUUGGUCCGAAGAAAAAUCAGCAAUCGUGGCUUCCGUUAAUAGUACCAGUGCAGCAGCCAAGUAUCCUUCGCCGCCAUUAGGUGAUUAUUAUUCGAACUAUGUCGCUGCAGCGUCAUCCAUGGCGGGGAGUGAUCCAACUGCAUUGAAGUUUGGAUAUUCUGAUCCGACGAAAGGCGUGCAAUUUGCUUUUGGUUUUCCUCAACAUCCCGAUUCGUUUUCGGCAUUAUCAUAUAAUGGCUCAUCACAAAGAAAACAAAGACGUGAACGAACGACAUUUACCCGCGCACAACUUGAUCAGCUUGAAACAUUAUUUGAUCGAACACGGUAUCCUGAUAUAUUUAUGCGUGAAGAAGUUGCAUUGAAAGUCAAUCUACCCGAAUCGAGAAUACAAGUAUGA